AUGAUUGGUUGCGGAAAAUCUCUUAAUUGUCUAGUGCUAAGAAUAAUAGCAGCAAUAUUUGUCUUCUUGAUAGCAACGGUUGUGGCAAUUAACGUUCCUAAUCCUAAUUAUGCCGAUGCCCUAACAAAAAGUAUUCUCUUCUUCGAGGGACAAAGGUCUGGUAAAUUACCCCCUAACCAGCGCAUGACUUGGAGAAAAGAUUCUGCUCUUCUUGAUGGAGCUGACAAGGGUGUGGAUUUGGUAGGUGGGUACUAUGAUGCUGGUGACAAUGUCAAGUUCCACUUUCCGAUGGCUUUUACAACAACCAUGUUGGCUUGGAGUGUCGAGCAGUUUAAAAAUUCAAUGGGACCAGACUUGCAACAUGCCAUGGAGGCUAUCAGGUGGUCCACGGAUUAUUUCUUAAAGGCCACAAACAUUCCCAACGUGGUUUUUGCACAAGUAGGUAACGCGGAGGGUGAUCACAACUGUUGGGAAAGGCCUGAAGAUAUGGACACUCCUCGUACUGCUUUUGCAGUUACUGCACAAGCUCCUGGUUCUGAAGUUUCUGCUGAAAUUGCUGCUGCUCUAGCUGCUGCCUCUGUGGUUUUUAAACCUACUGAUCCCGCAUAUUCCAAAUUGCUUAUCAACAGAGCUGUUCAGGUUUUUGAAUUUGCAGAUAAAUACAGGGGAUCUUACAAUGAUCACAUAGGAUCAUGGGUGUGCCCAUUCUAUUGUGAUUACAAUGGAUACAAAGAUGAAUUGCUUUGGGCAGCAGCGUGGCUCCUCAAAGCUACAAGAAAGCCUAUGUAUUGGAUCUACGUUAAGCAAAACAUAAUAAACUUCAAAUCAGACAUGGAAAGCGGCUUAUCAGAAUUCGGAUGGGAUGCCAAGCAUGCUGGUAUCAAUGUGCUUAUCUCCAAGUUUGUUCUCGAUAACCCUUCAAAUGCUAACCCCUUCCUUCCAUACGCUGAUACAUUCGUCUGCAGUGUAUUGCCUGAAUCUCCCACCAAUACAGUCAGAUACACUCCAGGUGGACUCAUGUACAAAUCAGGGAUUUGUAAUAUGCAAAAUCCAACAGCUCUGUCAUUUCUACUCCUUACCUAUGCACGCUACAUGAAGAGCAGAGUCAUUCGUUGUGGCAACAUUGAUGUAACUCAAAAGAUGCUAAUUCGUUUUGCAAGAAGCCAGGUGAAUUAUAUUCUUGGGAUAAAUCCAAUGAACAUGUCAUACAUGGUUGGAUUUGGAACAAAAUUUCCUCAAAGAAUACACCAUAGAGGGGCUUCAUUGCCGUCUAUCGAUCAACAUCCAGAGAAGAUGGGAUGUAAAGAAGGGACACCAUAUUUCCUCAGUGAAAAUCCAAAUCCCAACUUGCAUAUAGGAGCUGUGAUUGGAGGACCUGAUAUCAAAGAUUAUAUUGUUGAUUCUAGACCCAAUGCUGCCCAGUCAGAACCAACUACAUAUGUAAAUGCACCACUUGUUGGCCUGUUAGCUUAUUUUAAAGCACAUCCCUAG
This is a messenger RNA of Solanum verrucosum, 1491 nucleotides long. Its product is annotated as endoglucanase 8-like. The record is from RefSeq and is a predicted model, not a curated record. The coding region runs from base 1 to 1491 and encodes 496 amino acids. NCBI's taxonomy places the organism in Eukaryota, Viridiplantae, Streptophyta, Magnoliopsida, Solanales, Solanaceae. Gene Ontology annotation, molecular function: hydrolase activity, hydrolyzing O-glycosyl compounds. Gene Ontology annotation, biological process: carbohydrate metabolic process. The transcript is spliced from 7 exons.